AUGGCGGCGGGCAGCACGUCUUCCUCCCUCACAUCGACAUCGCACAGCUCCCACACCCUCUCCUUCGCGCCCGGCAUGGUCGCCCACAUGCCCCCAAUGACCGGCGCCAGCGCCGCCGACGUGCGCGCCCUGCUCGACAACAUGGGCCCCGCGAACCGCCACGCCUUCCUGCAGCCGCCGCCCGCGAUCCCGUCGGCCUCGCUGCAGGUCGUCAAGGACACGCUGGACGCCUUCGCUGGGCAGAUCAGCGACGAGCAGCUGCGGCUGCUGAAGGAGGCCACGAAGAAGCGCAAGAGGGCCGACGCCGACCGGGCGGACGUGCUCAAGAUCCGCAAGGUGCACGUCGACGGGUUCGAGACGGGCCAGGUCUGGCAGCAGGCGCGGCGGAUCAUCAAGAGCGCUCUGAAGCACUCGCAGGAGACGUUGCAGGAGCUCGAGGACCGGAACGAGGUUGUGGCGAACGGCGUUGGACAGGACAGCAUUGCGGAGUCUGACGAGGAAGGCUCUGAGCUCGACGACGACGAGGAGGGCUCUGAUAUUGAAGAGGAGCUUUCGGGAUCCGAUCUGGAGGGACUCGAAGACGAAGACGAAGACUUGGAGGAAGGGUCCGACAUCGAGGGCCUGACCGGAGACUUGGAAGACAUGGACGAGGAGGAAGGCGAGGACGACGAGGACGACGAAGAGGAGGAUGAUGAAGAGGAGUACGUCGAGGACCCGAACGGACUCAACGACGGCUUCUUCUCCAUCGACGACUUCAACAAGCAGACACAAUGGUUCGAGGAGCAAGACGCAAAGGGAGACCCCAACACGGACGCCGCCAGCGACGAUGAAGAAAUCGACUGGGAUGCCGACCCGAUGGCCGCUUCUUCCAGCAAGUCAAAAUCUACAAAACACGCCGACGAGAUGGACGAGGAUGCUGAAGACGCUGAAGAUGUCGAGGAGUCUGACGAGGAGGACGGCCCUACAUUCGGUGACAUGGACCUCAACGCCCCCGAAGGCGCCAGCGACGACGAAGACAUGGACGAGGACAUGGCUGAUGAGGGAGAAGAGUUCAACGCCAACGGCAUCUACUACAAGGACUUCUUCGCGCCACCGGCGAAGAAGUGGAACAAGGACAAACCGAAGAAGAAGAAGUCGGUCCGCUUCGCCCCCAAGAAGGUCAGCGAGGAGGACGUUGAGCGCGCCAUGGAAGACGUCAAGAGAGACCUCUUCGACGACGACUCGGACCACGGCGACGACUCUGACGACGCUCUCUCCGACGUCUCCGCUGGAGACCCGCGGUCCCGCAGGUCAGCCCACGAGCGCCGCCAGGCCAAGCUCGCCGAGGAGAUCCGCAAGCUCGAGGCCGAGUCCGUCGCCAAGCGCUCGUGGACGCUGUCCGGAGAGGCCUCGGCCGUGGAGCGCCCGACCAACUCCCUGCUGGAGGAGGACCUCGCCUUCGAGCACGUCGGCAAGCCCGUGCCCGUCAUCACGGCCGAGGUCAGCGAGGGCAUCGAGGACCUCAUCAAGCGCCGCAUCCUCGCGCAGGACUUUGACGAGGUGAUCCGCCGCCGCCCCGGCGCGGAGCUGCCCGAGAACACGCGCCGCGGGCUCAUCGAGCUCGACGACUCCAAGGGCAAGGGCCUCGCGGAGGUGUACGAGGAGGAGCACCUCAAGAACGCGGACCCGGAGGGGUACGUGUCCAAGUCGGACGAGAAGCUGCAGCGCGAGGAGAAGGAGAUCGAGGGCAUGUGGAAGGAGCUCAGCGCGCGGCUCGACGCGCUGAGCAGCUGGCACUACAAGCCGAAGCCGGCGGCGCCGACGCUCACGGUGGUGUCGGACGCGGCGACGAUCAGCAUGGAGGACGCGCAGCCGACGACGGCGCAGGGCGUCAGCGGCGGGCAGAGCGCGCUCGCGCCGCAGGAGGUGUACAAGGCCGGCAAGGAGACGGCGGAGCGGGGCGAGGUGGUGGGCAAGGACGGGCUGCCGGUGGCGCGGCAGGAGAUGUCGCGCGAGGACAAGCUCAGGCGGCGCAGGCGGGAGAAGGAGAGGAUCCACAAGGCGGGCGGCCUGGACGCGGCCAAGAAGCCGCUCGGCAAGAAGGCGCAGAUGCAGAAGGACACGCUCGCGGACCUGAAGAAGGGCGGCGUCAAGGUCAUCAACCGCAAGGGCGAGGUCGUGGACGUGGACGGGAACAAGGCCAAGGCACAGGCGCAGGCGACGAGCAGCAGCUUCAAGCUGUAG
Colletotrichum chrysophilum is the source of this 2223-nucleotide messenger RNA. RefSeq lists its product as uncharacterized. Bases 1 to 2223 code for a protein of 740 amino acids. The record is from RefSeq and is a predicted model, not a curated record. Lineage: Eukaryota; Fungi; Ascomycota; Sordariomycetes; Glomerellales; Glomerellaceae. Gene Ontology annotation, biological process: rRNA processing. The transcript has a single exon. Gene Ontology annotation, cellular component: small-subunit processome; sno(s)RNA-containing ribonucleoprotein complex; Mpp10 complex.